GCAGACCGCCUUCCUCCUCCCCCUCCUCUUUCGGGCCGUGUCAAGCGGCGGCCACCAACGUGGAGCGCGGAAGCCUCCUCCCGCCGGGCGUCGGGCGCACUCGUGCGGGCCCGGCCAGCCGCAGCCGUUAGGCGGCCGCGCUCGCUCCCCUCAGCGAAGGGCGGCAGGUAGCGGGAGGCUGCCGCCGCUGCUGCGCGGAGCUCACCUGUUGGCCCGGGCCGCCGCUGCCCUCUCCUUUCCCCCCCCUCCCCUCCCGCCGCUCCGCCGUUGGGAGCGGCCGCCGAGCGCAGGGUCCGGCAGCCGGAGCCGCCGCCAUGGCGGAGACCGAGGAGAGGAGCCUCGACGACUUCUUCGCCAAGCGGGACAAGAAGAAGCGGAAGGAGAAGAGCAGCCGAGGGGCCGCCGCCGCCUCCAGCGCUUCCAACGCCGCCUCUAACGCCGCGGGGGCGGCCGCGGGAACCCGCCCGGCUGAGGGUAGCGGCUCCGGGGCCGCCGCCUCCAACGCCGGCUCCGCCAAGACGACGACCAAGGAAGAGGAUGAUUGGAAGGAGUUUGAGCAAAAGGAAGAAAUUGAUUAUAGUGGUCUUAGAGUUCAGUCCAUGCAAAUAAGUGAAAAAGAAGAUGAUGAAAGUGAAAAAAGAGAAGAACCCGGUGACAACUGGGAGGAGACUGGUGGUGGUGUAGACAGAUCAUCUGGCCCUUGGAACAAGUCAGCUCCUGCACCAGCACCUGUCGUUGAACCAACUGUUACAGAAACCCCAGAACCAGUUCAGACCGGUGGUGUAUACAGGCCGCCUGGUGCCAGGGAGGGUGGCAGGCCACGGAGAGCACAGCAAGGACCACCAGAAAUCUAUAGUGAUACGCAGUUUCCAUCACUGCAGUCUACCGCCAAGCUUGUAGACAGUCGAAAGGAUAAAGAAAUGGAGAAGAGCUUUGAAGUAGUAAAACACAAAACUAGAGGUAGGGAUGAGGUGUCAAAAAACCAGGCACUUAAACUUCAGCUAGACAACCAGUAUGCUGUGCUUGGGGAUCAGUAGAGCUGCAUACACAUUACAAUUAAGGAAUGCUUUUUUGGUAACCCUUCUACUAAGGUAACUAAACUACAGCUAACGGCUAUGAUGAACAUGCCACGUUAUUUCUGCUGGAUCUACUGCAGCAAGUGCAGACUACUUUGACGUAAGUGAUUGGUUCUCCUGCACUAUGGAAGCAUAAUAUGUUACAACUUCUCCAUUGGAUAUGGGGCAAAUUAAUGUAAAUGAUUGAACAAGAGUCAUCAGUGUUCUUUAAUUGCUCAGAAAGAUACCUACAGCCAGUGGUCAUUUCAAAAUCUUUUUAUGUUCAGAUACUGAGCCUUCGUAAAGGUUGACUACCUCAGACUUGCUGCACUCAUUGUGGACACCAUGUGGAUCACAACUUCUGGAAGAGAAGGUUACAGCUGUUUUAGUGGCCAUCUGAAACUUGAAACCAGCUCUACUGGAUUCCUGUCAGAAAUCCUGCAGAAGUCAGCCAUUUGGUUCCAAUUUGCUAUAACAAAGAUUUAAGUGACCUUAAAGACAAACCUAUUCUGUUCCCCUUCUGAGGAAUCCUGUCAUGUGUAGCCAUAGCCUACUAGAGACUUCUGGAGCGUACCGUACCACUCAUACUAUCCAAGUAUAACAGAGCUGUAGUUUGUUUACCUUUUUAGAUAGCUGUACUGAAGUAACUGCAAAACAAAUUAAAACUCAUUCAGCAUCAGAUUUGAGGAAUGAUGGGUUUGAAUGGUCUGUUUGCAUUAGCCAUUUUUACAGUUGUCUGUUUAAGCAUUUUUUUUCUAUUCUCCACAAAAAAAAAAUGCCUGCCUUGUUUCUGGUAUCAAGUUGCAGUAUAUUUAAAUAACGAUGAGAUGUUGUAGUGAAAUAGGGUUUAUUUUGGUUUUCUUCAUGAAGUUUGUCUUUCUCACCCUAAAGCACUAAAACUUAAGAGUUUUGAUUUGACACAGAGGUAUCCAGACUCCAACUACAGUCUUCAGAAUUUGUCUUUUAAAAAUGAGAUAUGUGGCAGUAGCGAUACUAGAUAAAAAUUUCUCCUCUAUUAAAAAUAGUUACUUGUUGAAGGGUAAUGGUUACUUGAUAACCAAAAUGACUUAGUAUGCAGAGGGAUAACUAAAGCUGGCAAGCCUUAUUUGGCUACUUCUGUGAAGCAUGCAGGCUUUUUGAGGCAGAAAUCCUCUAAGUAAAACUCAUAAAUGGUGUUUAUUCAAAGUCAGGAAGUGUAGUAAUAAUGGAAGGCAGUGACUUCUUUAAGUUGUUGUCAUCUCUGACUUAAUUUAGUGGAAGUAGGCAAAAUGGCACUGAUACACUAAGAAUAUAGGACAUUGCCCAUAACUGAUUAGAUGAAUGAAACCUGUCAAGUACCAAAAGUGUCCUGCUGUAACUGUGUUUCUCUUCUCUGAGUUCUUACACCAGAAGCAAAAUGAAGUACAAUAGUGGCAUGCUCCAGUGUUGAAGUUUUUCAGAGUAAAUGCCAAAAAAUAGACCCAACAUCUAUAUAUAUAUAUAUAUAUAUAUGAGUUGCCAAUGGCAAGAAAAGUAAGGGAACAAAACAAAACUUGCUUAUGUGUGUGUGAGUACUGUGUAUGCACAGGAAUCGCCUAGUUGGGUUCCCUUUGACUAACUGCUGACUUGCUUUAAAUCUACUUCUCCGAGGCCAAUGGGAAUUUUGCUCUUGACUUCAGUGGGGCUGGGGGUUUCACCUGGUUCUUUUGUGCACAGACUAAAACUGGCCUUGCUCUUGCAGAGUUAAUUGUCUCUAAAACUUCUGCUAGAAGCUGCUAUUAGAGAGGGCUCAAGAGACUAUUCUUAAUUGGAAACAAAACCCCACUGAAUGACUGAUACCAAUACUUUGGACUCUGAGCCAUGUAUCUUCCUUGAAAAUACAUUGUUGACAGCAAAACUGUUGAUUUGUCACUAAAGCUUUCUGUGGAAUUCAUGGUAAAUGGACAUGUCGCUUGAUGUGGUAGAAACGUGAAAUCUUGAAACGCUUUUGCUGAUGCUCUAAAGCGAUUGAGAUCACCAAUGCACAUGAAUCAAGUUUUAAUCUACUGUAUGAAGGGUAGAUGAGACUGUCCAUUGCACCGUCUUUAUUUGAGGUUUUGGGCAUGAAUUCUGGCAGUUCAAGAAAACCCUGUAACAGUUUCAAAUCAAAUAAAAUGGAAAUAUACAUGGAUUCUGGAGUCUAAUGAAUCUUUACCUUUAGUUCUAGCUUAAGACUGUACAGCAGCUGCGGAAACGCAGAAUAUUUGGGUCUCUUGAGGGACAGGCCAUGGAGUGGGUAGUCAGCCUUGUGGUCAGGUGGGCUAUGUUUAAGAGCUUAUAGCAGUGCAUAUUAAUAUGACAUUUAUACAUAGAAGUUUAGUUUGCUACCUGUCGGAGUGUCUCCUUACUCCCACCAUAUAGGACUGGUUUGAGAUUGUGAAUUGAGUAUGAAUGAAGCUUUGAUUUGCUUUUCACUUGAAAGUAGCUCUACUAAAUUACAGAAUGAAAAAAAAAAACAAACCCAACAAAAAAAACCCAGCGACCCAAACCAAACCUCUGGAUGUUUGCUGUCACUGAAGUCCAUCAGCUACAUAUAACUAGAGGUGUUAUUCUGGGGGCUUUUCCUAAGUGUAUCAUUCCAGGUUCUUUCUGGAAGCUUAAAGGAAAAAAAAUCAGAAAUGCAGCAGAUUUUCCAUAGUACAGAAUGUUAAACUAUUUUAAAGUGUUUCUUGUGUUAAAUAUUGCUGCCAGCAACUAUCAAAAUGCCAGUUGUCAGUAUCUUCCUUGUAACAAUUAAUUGUUCUGCAUGCCUGAAAUUUUGAAAGUCGGUCCUCUGUGGAAGCUCAGUAUGCUUUUGAGACUCCAAAGUCCAACUUUAUCUGGUUUGUGGUUGCAUUCAUUUGAGGCAUGCUAAGAAUGUCCAUUUCAUUCCUUCAAAAUGCUUCUUGAAGACUCAUUCCAUAAAUGAAGGAUUGUCUGUUGUAGAAAUGAGAUUCCUGAUACCAGUCAGUAAAAUGCAGUUGUGUGCCACUUCAGGAACUUCUGAACCUGUAACAUGCUCUUAUGGUGGGUGAGUUAUUAAUUUCCAAUUUAAAGGUUCCAUUUUACUUUCUCUGGCUUAAAAGAGAAACACUGCCGUAAAGUUACCGACUUGCUAGUAGAACAUUUAAAUGUCCAGUACUUACUGGGAAAGGAACAAUUUGGAUUUGUAGUUCUCGGUGGUACAGUCUGUAUUUAAAGAAUGUUAUAAUGCCAAAAACUAGAUAAUUUUAAUAAAGUUGGACUUCCCAAAUGCCUGCUGUAGGAAUGUGACAUCUGUAUUUACCUGAGGUGGUGAUAAAUGUAGGACAAGAUUAGUUUUACUUACCCCACCCCCUGGUUUAGCUGUGCCAUGUUUAAUCUUUUUCACAAAUGAAGAGGAAUUGACAACUAAAAGUGACUGUCUCCUACUGCUUCAGUUUUGUCUUUGUAGCUAGCUUUACCAGUCAUGUCCAAAGCAACUCUUAGAAAACUUACAAACAGAUGAAUUUUUACUGGUAUAAAUUGUGUUAGAGACCUGACAUGGUAGGAAAUAAGGUUUUUGGUAUUUGCCUGCAUUUUUUGGCUCUUGGAAACUCUUUUACCACAACAUGGCUGAGACACCUGUGCUAUUUAGGUCAAGUAAACACAAUAUAAAUUUGAUAGGGCUGCACAUCUUGGCGUUUGCUUAUCUGAGCUUUUGCAAUAGUUUUACUUUUUUAUUUCUCUAAUUUCAGCGUGGUUGAGCAGUUUUAAACUUGCUUGUGGUUUUUGGUCAAAUACCAUAUCUAAAAUGGAACAGAUUUUUUUUUAGACUAAUAGGGCUUCAUGUGCUUAAAAGGUGCUUAUUUACAAGGUAGUAGUAAUAUUCUUUCCAAUAUUGACAUGGUCAGAGAAAUGAAUACCUCAUAUUUUAUGUGACCAGUUUGUAUCGGAUGCCCAUGAAACUAAACUACCAAAAACACCUCGAGUACUUAAUCUUUAUGAAUAGCCACACUUCAGGUUUUAUCACCUGACUGUAAUUUAGUUCACAAAUUGUCCCUCCCUGAUUUCAGCUUUUAAUUUCACAAAUUAGUUUUAAUGGUAAAUAGGGACUUUAUUUGGGAAUAUAAGAAAAUCACAUGCAUAUUUAAAUUUCAGAUAUAUAAAUUAGGUAUGUAUAAAGGGGGAGGAAAUCUGAUACAUUUGCUGAUAAAUUCUUCAGAAGUUAAAAGUCCAGCUUGUCUGUAUUGAAGUUAAUAUAAGAAUCUCCAGCUCUAGCAGGUAGAAGAAGAAAUAACAGCAGAAGACAGAACUGAUGAGUCUAAUACUGAUUUGGAUAAGUUACAACUAUCAUAUAUCUAGAGUUUGGCUUCUGAAGCACCAGGUGUAGUUCUACUAUGUUGUCUCUGAAGUGAAAUAGAACAAGAAGGAGGAUUUUAAAAAACCAAAACCCACAAACAAAACAAGGAUAGUGGAAACUAUGCAAAUAAAACACAGGAGGUAAAAGAGAGGGAUUAGGAAGGUGGUUUUCUAAAUGAUAAUAUUAAAUGCACAGCCUGAGGUAGGGAGUGGAGUGUAAGUGGUUGGAUAGGAGGAGAAGUGCUGUGUGGAUAAGCCCUGCUUUCACAAGUGACAGAUCCAUUUGACUUCAAACACUUCUGCUGAUUGAAAGUUCAGUACUUGGGGAAGGCAUCCCAUUUUUUUUCCGUUUAAAGAAAAUAAUUGGGGGGAAAACUGUCCAGAGAGAAGGUAGAAUUUUGCAUUGAUAUAAAGCUUUCUAAGCAGUUGCCUAAAGAUGCAACUGAGAAAAGACAAAUUCCAAGAGUGUUGAGCAAUCUUAUUAGGAAAUAACUUGUUUCAUAUUUAAGAAAAGCAGAGACACUGAUUCAAAUUGCUAUGAAGACAGUUCCCUUUUUUUUUUGUGAAGCAUCUUUUAAUGGUAUGUAUGUCAUGGUUUUAUCUUCAGUUGCUUAGAAUAUAUGUUGAUACAGCAAGGUUAAUGGAGUUCAGUGGGCUGCUUAGCCAGAAUAAAAAUAUUUAAAAUGUAUCACAGAACGAAUCAAAGUAGUGCAUCUGGAAUACUGGAAUGGAAAGUAUCAUCUAAAACAACUGCAUGCGCUGAAAAGAAGCAAGACCAUUUUGUUGCAAGAGCAUAGGACCAAGAGAGUGGGAUUUGGCCUUGGUUUUCCACUGAGCUGCGGUGUUAACUUCAAGUAAUUCAGUUUCACUUUCCGCAGUUUCCCCAGCUGUACCCAAAAACCCAACCACCUACCUCACAGGGGUGUUGUGAGGCCAAACCUGUUUUCUGUCAAGGGCUGGGGCUGAUGGAAGGUGCUACAGAGGACUAAAAGUCUUUAUUAAAAGAUCUUUAUAUUAGCUUUCAUUGCAGUAUUUUAAUACUACUUUGGGAAAGGCUUAUUUCUACAGAAUGUAAUAUACGUUCUAUUUAAGUAUUAUGUGAUUAGACUUUAGUAUGUAUGGGUAAGGAAAAAGUUCAGGCUGAGCACUCUAACUGGUAUUUCCUCUCUAAUUAUCUGUGCAACCUAAAUGGUAUAUUAAUAUGAGGCUUUUUGGUUUUAUGUGGAAUACAUUAAAAUCAAUCUUGAUAUAUUUUGUAAAUCCCAUGACUGAAAUAAAAUCCUGCUCACAGUCUAUAGCCAUCUUU
This is a messenger RNA of Grus americana (Whooping crane), 6678 nucleotides long. It is a transcript of the gene CDV3, whose product is annotated as CDV3 homolog. Gene Ontology annotation, cellular component: cytoplasm. The coding region runs from base 315 to 1037 and encodes 240 amino acids. Lineage: Eukaryota; Metazoa; Chordata; Aves; Gruiformes; Gruidae. The transcript is spliced from 5 exons. The record is from RefSeq and is a predicted model, not a curated record.